AUGGAAAGAUGUUUGACCUAUUGGAGUUACUUCUUUCUUAGAAUAUUGCCCUUUUGCAUGGUGUGUACACAAUCUGCAAAAAACUGUGUUGUCAGAAAUGAGGUGGCUGAUUGCAGUCACCAGAAACUGACCCAAAUUCCUCCUGAUCUCCCAGUCAACAUCACAACCUUGAACCUGACCCACAAUCAACUCAAAAGAUUGCCCCCUGCGAAUCUUACGAGAUACGGCCAACUUGUCAUCUUGGAUGGGGGCUUCAACAGCAUCUCAAAGUUGGAGCCAAAGUUGUGUCAAAGUCUGCCUCUGCUGAAAGUUUUGAACCUUCAACACAAUGAGCUGUCCCAGCUUUCUGAUAACACAUUUGCCUUCUGCUUGAGCCUUACAGAACUUCAUUUAAAGUCCAACCCAAUUCAGAAAAUCAGUAACAACCCUUUAAAAAAUUUAAAGAAUUUACACUUAUUAGACCUGUCCCACAUUGGUUUAUCAUCUACAAAAUUAGGAACUCAAGUACAACUAGAAAAUCUCCAGGAACUUCUGUUAACUAACAACAAAAUACACAUGUUAAGAAGGGAAGAUUUCGAUUACCUUGGCAAUUCUUCCUUGAGGAAGCUUGAUUUGUCUUCAAACCAGCUGAAAGAGUUUUCUCCAGAUUGCUUUCGGUCAAUUGGGAAAUUAUAUGACCUUUCAUUGAACAAUGUUCAGCUAGGGCCUGAACUCACAGAGAAGCUUUGUUUGGAAUUAUCAGGCACAAGUGUGCAGACCCUCAAUCUGAGCAACAUCCAACUCACCAAAAUUUCCAACAUGACUUUCAGAGGGCUGAACCAGGCAAAUCUCACCAUGCUCAACCUUUCUCAUAAUGGCUUAUCAUCGAUAGCUAAUGACUCCUUUGCUUGGCUUUCCCACUUGGAAUGGCUUGUGCUAGAGUAUAACAAUAUAGACCAUCUAUUUUCUCGCUCCUUUUAUGGACUUUCCAGUGUAAAAUACCUGAACUUGAAAAGAAGCUUCCUUAAACCAAGAAAUUCCUUUCCUAAGAUAGAUGACUUUUCCUUCCAGUGGCUAAAAUGUUUGGAAUAUCUUAGCAUGGAAGAUAACAGCUUUUCAAGUAUUACCACCAAUAUGUUCACAGGAUUAACAAAUCUGAAAUCUUUAAACUUGUCCAGCUCCUUUGCAAAUUUACAGACUCUAACAAAUACUACCUUCUCAUCCCUUGCUUACUCUCCCUUACUUACUCUUAAUCUGACGAGAAACAAAAUCUCUCAAAUAGAGAGUGGAGCAUUCUCUUGGUUGGGCCAUCUGGAGGUCCUUGACCUGGGCGUGAAUGAAAUUGGUCAAGAAUUGACAGGCCAAGAGUGGAAGGGUCUGGAAAGCAUCAUGGAGAUUUACCUUUCUUACAACAGGUACCUGACACUGAGCAGUAACUCAUUUGCUUCAGUCCCAAUCCUCAAAAGACUGAUGCUCCGCAGAGUAGCUUGCAAACAACUGGAUGUCUCUCCAUCCCCUUUCCAUCCUCUUCGGAAUCUGACUAUUCUUGAUCUCAGUAACAACAACAUCGCCAAUAUAAAUGCUGAAAUGUUGGAAGGCCUGGAUAAGCUGGAAAUUCUGGAUCUCCAGCACAAUAACUUGGCUCGGCUUUGGAAGCAUGCCAAUCCUGGAGGACCUGUUCGUUUCCUAAAAGGUCUUUCCCACCUCCAUGUACUUAACUUAGAAUCUAAUGGCUUUGAUGAAAUUCCAUCAGAUGUCUUUAAUGGUUUGUUCCAGUUAAGGGUGAUCUAUUUAGGAUUAAACAAUCUGAAUUUACUUCCAGCUUCUCUUUUUGACCAUCAGACAUCCCUCAAGUCCUUGAGCCUGCAGAAGAAUCUGAUAACGUCUGUUGAGAAGAGUGUCUUUGGACCGGCUUUCCAAAAUCUGACUGUUUUAGAUAUGAGUUUUAACCCAUUUGACUGCACCUGUGAAAGUAUAGCCUGGUUUGUUAACUGGCUUAAUGAGACCCAUACAAAUAUCGAGGACCUGCCUAGUCAUUACCUCUGUAACACACCACCACAAUAUCACGGCACCCCGGUGAUGCUCUUCGAUACUUCUCCCUGCAAAGACAGUGCCCCUUUUAAGAUGUUCUUCAUCAUAAAUGCCAGUUUCCUAUGCACUCUGAUCUUCGUGGUCCUGCUUGUCCACUUUCAAGGCUGGAGGAUAUCCUUCUACUGGAACGUGACCAUACACCGAGUCCUCGGCUUCAAAGAAAUCGAUCGUCAGCAAGAGCAGUUUGACUACGCAGCCUACGUAAUCCAUGCCCAACAAGACUCACGAUGGAUCUGGAAGCAUUUCUCCCCCAUGGAAGAAAAAGACCAUUCACUCAGAUUCUGCCUGGAGGAAAGAGAUUUUGAAGCUGGUAGACCUGAACUUGAAGCAAUUGUCCAUAGCAUAAAAAGGAGCAGGAAGAUUAUUUUUGUUGUGACACGAAAUCUCUUGGAAGAUCCCUUGUGUAAAAGGUUUAAAGUACACCAUGCAGUCCAGCAAGCAAUUGAACAAAAUCUGGAUUCCAUCAUCCUGGUCUUUCUUGAAGACAUUCCAGAUUAUAAGCUGAACCAUGCCCUUUGUUUAAGAAGAGGAAUGUUUAAGUCUCGCUGCAUCUUGCAUUGGCCAGCUCAGAAAGAACGUGUCCAUGCAUUCUAUCAGAAAUUACAAGUAGCACUUGGAAUGAGAAAUCGAGCACCCUGAAUUUCUUUGCCUUAAAGAUGAUAUGUUUAUGUUAGGAUCUUUCCCAUCAUCAUGAGUUCCAGAAUAGAGUUGUUCUAUGUAGUGGAAGUGGCACACUCUUAUGCAAUUUGCUUGCUUACAUUUUUUUGUUGUUCUUAAGUGAU
This is a messenger RNA of Gracilinanus agilis (Agile Gracile Mouse Opossum), 2852 nucleotides long. It is a transcript of the gene TLR3, whose product is annotated as toll like receptor 3. The record is from RefSeq and is a predicted model, not a curated record. Gene Ontology annotation, molecular function: transmembrane signaling receptor activity; protein binding. NCBI's taxonomy places the organism in Eukaryota, Metazoa, Chordata, Mammalia, Didelphimorphia, Didelphidae. The coding region runs from base 1 to 2709 and encodes 902 amino acids. The transcript is spliced from 4 exons. Gene Ontology annotation, biological process: toll-like receptor signaling pathway; inflammatory response; immune response. Gene Ontology annotation, cellular component: membrane.